AUGAAUCCAAAUGAAUGCAGUUCUGAAGGAAAUAAGACCCUAUUAAAAACAAAAGACAUUGACAAUGGUUCUGGUAUAUUGACGGAGAAGAAUCACGGAUAUCCUUUCUACAGAAGGUCUUCCAAUCCAGUGAAGCAAAAUUCCAGUCCAGCAUUUCUGUCAUCACUUAAUAAAGGAUUUUUUGAAGUUGUGGAUCCCAUUGACUUUGAAGAACAAAUUGUUGGUCAAGAAGUUGACCCCAGCUUGAAGGUCUUGCAUGAUUUUCCUCCAGAUGACAUUGAGAUUUCUGUCAUUCCUAGACAGUUUCGAACAGUCACACCCUCUCUGCCAGAGAAAAUUGAUGAUCUCAAUGAACAAGUCCAGGACUGUGUUAAAACAUAUACAAAGGACUGGGUAGUUUUUACUCGAAGAUAUCAGAAGACUAUAAAUGCCUCCAAUCAGGGAAAGUUAAAAUGUCUUCCGUACCAUGUAUUUAAGAGUGAUGGAGAAACAGACUUCAACCAGGACAGACAGCAGCAGUGGUGUAGUUAUGAGCUCCAAACAGACCUUCAGAGACUUUACCCUGGAAAGUGCAGUGUGGCAACACUUCAAGAAACCGACUUGCGAAAUGAAAGAGCUCGUAAGACCAACCGUCAACAAGAACUGUUCCUGCUUUAUCAAGCAAAUGAGCAGGAAGAAAUCCGAAGGCAUCACUUGAUUCCAGAUAUACCCCAGGAAGAGUUUGCACACAGGUUCCUCAUCAACUGCCUUGAAUUAAAGUUUGAAAUCGAGAUCGAGCCACUAUUUGCAAGUUUAGCCUUAUAUGAUAUGAGGGAAAAGAAAAAGAUUUCAGAGAAUUUUUAUGUUGAUCUGAACUCCUCUGAGAUGAGGUCCUGUUGCCAAUUGGAGCCCAGUUCUGAACAGGCCAAUUAUAUUACUUCAGCUAUUUUUUCUGUGACUAACCUGUCUUCAGACAUUUACUUGGUCAUUAAGGUUGAAAAGAUCUUGCAGCAGGGAAGCAUCAGUGAAAGUGUGGAGCCUUAUAUCUCGUUCAAGGAAAAGGAAACCAUAAAGAAUAAAGAAAAAAUUGAUAAGCUUAAGCUGCAGGCCCAGUCCUUUUGCCAGUAUUUUGGUACAUACCGUAUGCCUGUUGCCUGGAUGUCAGUCAAUAUAAUGAGCAUUCUAAAUGGUACGCAGGGCUUGGGAGAUACAGAGAACAUCAGUACAGGAUAUCCUGCUGAAGAGAUGAUGAUGAAACCAACUCUACCAGAAGACAGACAGUCCAGCUUUGGUUACAGACCACUUCAGCACACUGUCUCAACAUUUUAUAAACAGCAAAUAAUGAUGAAGGCAUGGCCUAAAGUGGACAUAGAACAGACUAAUCUAAAUGUGUUUUCUAUAAGUGAAGUAAGUGAAGAUAUGCAGAUAUUUUUAAUCAGAACCUCUUGGCUACUUUCAGGAUAUCCUGCUGAAGAGAUGAUGAUGAAACCAAGUUCACCAGAAGACAGACAGUCCAGCUUUGGUUACAGACCACUUCAGCACACUGUCUCAACAUUUUAUAAACAGGAGGAAGAUAAACUAAGUGAUGAAGACAUCAUGAAAUUUAUUACUGAAGAGAAAAAAUAUUCACAGAUAUUGAAAAAGCAAAGGAAAAUAUCAGGUUCUUUCAAGUUUGAGAUCUCACCUAUAAAAGAGGGCCCAAGCUUCUGUCUCACACCUGAAUUCCUUGAGGUUCAGACACAGUCAGAUCUUCAAGGAACAGCACUAGAAAUCCUAGAGUUUCCUGUCAAAGAAAUGUAUACUCCACACAUGGCGUACAGGAAUCUCCUGUAUGUAUACCCUCUGUCACUGAAUUAUCGUCAGGGAUCCAGCCGAAAUAUUACUGUUCAAAUUCAGGUCAUGCGCAAAGAAGAUCAAAAUGAUCCUUUAAGGAUCAUUUUUGGAAAGUCAGGCUUCCCUGAAUACGUAUCUAAAAUAUUCACAGCAGUGACAUAUCAUAACAAGUUUCCUCAUUUUUAUGAAGAAGUGAAAAUCAGAUUACCUGUCAACUUAUCAGAAGAAAACCAUUUACUAUUCACAUUCUAUAACAUUAAUUGUCAAUUAAAAGCAAAUCAGGGUAUACCCAGAAGAGAGCCCGUCGGCUAUGCAUGGCUUCGUCUUGUGCAAGAUGGAUAUGUGCAAAAUGGUACAUUUGAGCUUCCUGUUGCUUUGGAAAAGCCCACUAAUUCAUAUUUAUCUAAUAACUCUGUGUCUGGUAUUAAGUGGCUGGAAAACAAGAAGGCACUAUUCAAAGUGGAACUGCGCUUAAUGUCGUCUGUGCAUUCACAGGACAGAAAUGUGAGUGAUUUUUUGUCCAAUUGUCAGUAUCUGGACAGGGAUCUAUUGCUUCCACAGCAGCUGGACAUUGUGAAGAGAUGCGUCUCCAACCUCCCCAAUGCCAAGCAUGAAGAACUGGUGAAGUUUCUGCAUAUCAUCCUUGACAAACUGCUUGAACUUCUGACCAAAGCUAUGCCAGGCAAAGCUGACAUUUCAAGUGACAUUUUUGCAACCUUGGUGACAAUCGUGGACUCCCUUGAGAAAAAUGAAGAGAUGAAAAAAGAUUUAAUGGGCCGCAACAGUCUGUUAGCUUCGUAUGUUUAUUAUGUAUUCGAUACAUCUGGUUUACCUCAUAAACCUGGUCAUGCCAAACAAAGCUUUACUUCAUUAAGCUAUGGAACCCAGGAUGAUGGAGUACAGAGUAGCCCUAAACACAGCGUGACUGAAGCUGAAAUGGAUACUACUUCACUACAACCAAAGAAGCCCUUUCAUGAGGAACUUGCUUGUCAUAUUAUCCGUAGUUUUGAUGCUUCAAACAGUAUGGUAUUCGAGCAUGCCUGGUUCUUUUUUGAUCUACUGGUGAAGAGUAUGAGCAGGUAUCUGUCUGACACUCAACAGCUGAAUGGUCCCCGUAAUCAGAGGUUCACCGACUUUUACAACGGCCUGAUCAACACUAUCAUCAGCAUUGCUGGCAGUUUUGUUGUAUCACAGCAAUCUAGUUUUUCAGAGAAGCUGAAUCUGCAAGUCGCCUAUUUCGUCAGUAAUCUUUUGUCACUAAUGGACAGAGGAUAUGUUCUGCAACUUAUCAGCAGUUACUAUAAACUGGUAAAUAGCAAGUUGGCAGAGCAAUGGCUCCAUCUUGUGGAGAAACGUCUUGAUUUCUUGAAGAUUAUUUGUAGCCAUGAACAUUUUAUCAUCCUCAACCUCCCUUUCAGCACUUACUUAAUGGAUGAGCAGGACACAGACAGUAUGAAGUCUUUUCAGGAUGCUAGCAUGCAGGAGGUCUUCAGUGAGGAAUACCGAGCAUCUGCUGGAUUCCGUCAGCACCACUUUUUAGUAGGGCUGCUAUUCAAUGAGCUAAACAGCAUAUUCUGUGUGCCAUCAGAAGGGGUGAUCAGGAAAGAAACUGUGACCAUGGUUCAAAGGAUCCUGGCAUCACAUGACUCUGACCCUCGAUAUUCAGAGCCUGAGGUCAAAGCAAUAAUAGCCUCAAUGUAUCUACUUUUGUUACCACUGAUAAUGGACAAGCUUCCUCACCUCUGUAAUUUUACAGAUUCAGAAAAUCUUAAGUCUAAAUGCAGUGCUGUAACACCCGACAAAGAAUUUCCCAGCUACCUGACAGACCUGUUUCCUAUGACAACAAGAUCAUUACCAUCCAGAACUUCAUUGUGUAGCACGUCACAGAAGCCAGCUUUUAUGAUGUCUGUGGAGGUGAGCUGGACUCUGCUGUUCUGCUUUCUGUGGGUUUUGAAAAAUGCCGAUGCAGAUGUUAUUGCAAAGUGGGCUUCACAACUGAAUGACUCACAACUACGAACACUGCUGGAGACCCUCAAUCUGUGCCUCUCGUGUUUUGAAUAUGAGCCUCAAGAAAGUGCCAGUAUUAACAAGAAAUCUAGGGAAGUGAAGUCUUUGAUAGAGGAAACAAUCUUUGGGACAGCUGGUGCAAGAAGUGUUAUGAUGAAACGACAUGGGUAUGCAGGCAUUGACAAGCUAGUUCCUGGAGGCAACCCUGGAAGACAGGAAAAAUUGAGAUGGAGAAAAGAUCAAACUCGAUGGCGUCAACAAGCAGAUAAAGAAAAAAUGGUCAAUAAAAUUAAAGCAGAACAGGAUCAAGAUGACCUGAUAAAAAGAAAUCUCGCAACAGAAGUCAAUCUAAUUGUUGUCGACACGCUUGAAAUAAUUGUACAGCGCUGCCUUAAAGAACACAAUAAGAACGUUAUAUUUGAUUGGGUACUUUCGGUUCUCCUUCACAGCCUGGCCUGCAAUCACACGCCAUCCUACUUACAGCACUGCUUGAAUACACAGAGAGCCUUUGUAGCCAAGUAUCCUGAACUCUUCUUUGAAGAUGAGACAGAGCGUUGCAAGGAUCUUUCGGUCUGUUUACUGCAGCAAUGUACUAGCAGAUUGCAGAGUACAAGUGACCAAGCCAGCGCCUCUUUGUAUCUGUUAAUGAGACAUAGCUAUAAGAAGCAUUUCCCAAAAGUGAAGUUACACAUCACAGUGGCCCUCGCUAACAUUGUAGCUAACACCUCAAAUUCGGAUGAAGAUGAAUCCCUUCUGCAAACCCUUCACCGCCUGCAAAACCUAAGUGAAAAUGAUGCAGAAAUGAAAGACACGGAUUUUCCUUUGCAGGUGGAAGUUUUAGUGCAUAACCUGAAGACAGUCCUUGUAAAUACAGCAAAACUACAAGAACUUCAUGCUGAUCCCUACAUGGAGAUUGAUGUUAUGUACACAAUUGCAAAGAGUUAUCAGACUUCGGUGGGUCUCCGUCUGUUGUGGUUAGAAAAGAUGGCAGAAAGACACAAGGAGUAUCAGAACUACUCGGAGGCAGCCCAGUGCCUUGUGCAUGCAGCAGCUCUGGUCUCUGAGUACUUAAAUAUGGUUGAAGACCACCCCUAUAUGCCUGUGGGUAGCAUAAGCUUCCAGAAGAUCUCAUGCAAUGUUUUAGAGGAAUCCCUGGUGUCUGAUGAUGUUGUCACUACUGAGGAAGCCAAAAUCAACGCUGAGAGCUUCAUCAGUGAGGAAGGGCUGGUCCGAUUACUUGAGCAAGCAUCAGAACUGUUUAUUGAAGCUGAGUUAUAUGAGGUCGUAAAUGAUGUAUACAAGAUUAUUAUUCCCAUUCUGGAAGCCAGUCGAAACAUUCAGAAACUUUCCGAUAUUUAUGGGAAACUUCAGAGUACCCUUAAUGUGAUUAUCAGCAAGGAAGGUAAAAGAAUUUUCGGGACAUUCUUCCGUGUGGGAUUUUAUGGACCUCUCUUUAGGGACUUGAAUGGACAGGAGUUUGUAUAUAAAGAACCUGGUAUCACUAGGUUGGCUGAAAUGUCUUACAAGCUGGAGGAGUUCUACAAGAAUGAACUGGGAGGGAACACUGUGGAAGUAAUAAAAGACUCCAGCCCUGUUGAUGUCAAGUUGCUGGAUCCCAGGAAGGCAUAUAUCCAAAUUACAUAUGUUGAACCGUGUUUUGACGAGUAUGAUCUGAAACACCGCAUCAGUGCAUUUGAGAGAAACUUCAACCUCAGAUCAUUUGUAUACAGCACACCUUUCACGCGGGAUGGAAGACCACAUGGAGAACUUCAUGAACAAUUUAAACGCAAAACCAUUCUCACAACUUCCAGUGCAUUCCCCUACGUCAAAACCAGGAUCAGUGUAACAAGAAAAGAAGAGAUGGAGCUGACUCCCAUUGAAGCUGCAAUAGAAGACAUGCAGAAGAAGACACAGGAGCUGGCCUCUGCAACUCAGCAAGAGCCUCCUAGUCCAAAGAUUCUGCAGAUGGUCCUACAGGGAUCCGUGGGGACCACUGUCAAUCAGGGACCACUGGAGGUGGCACAAGUGUUUCUUGCAAACAUUCCUGAGGACCCACGAUUGUUUAAACACCACAACAAGCUGCGACUGUGCUUUAAGGAAUUUCUCAGAAGGUCAGAAGAAGCCUUGGCAAAAAACAGAACACUAAUUGCCCCUGAGCAGCUGGACUAUCAUCUUGAACUUCAGCGCAAUUUCUUUCAGCUCCAGAAUGCUUGCAGCCGUUUAUCAACCGGAGGAUUCCCCAGAUGUAUGCCAGCUCUAACAGUCAUGGCAUUAUCUUCAGUUGAUUGUCCAUGUGCUGGCUAGACCAAUUAAUGCAGUAACUAUGCAUGUGUGUGUGUGUUUGUGUGUGUGUGCGCGCGUUUUCCUGCACAUGCACAAAUAAGCAACAUUUUACAAAGUAUAACUUCAAAAGCAUGACUGAACAACAGACUACUAAAAAGGUAUAAUAAUGGGAAGCAAAAGACACAGCAAGAUAUUAAUAAUCACAGAGGCAAACUUUUAUUUACAAAACCAUAACUGCUUUUGUCUUAUAAACUAAAGAUUUCAUCAAAUAAGCAACAAAAUCAUUCAAGACAAUUUAAAGCAUGGCAUUGUAGUUUUAAUACUACCUUUUCUUUGGAUAGUGGAUUCAUUAAAUCCAUUCUAAAUAAGAACUGAUGUGUGAUGGGAGAUGAUUUAGAAGUUCAGAAUAAGCUAGGGGCAAAACCAAUAGUAGUAUAUAAAAAGGGUAUUAGUUUUAAGACAUUUUUUGAAUCUUCUAGAUUCGUUCCCCCCCACUGUUGGUAACAGGAAUGGUUCAGUGUUUGAAGUGUAAAUAUUAUAGUUUUGUCCUUUCAGGAGAUAGAUUUAAGGUAAAUGGGAUCUUUGUUAAUAUACAGGGUGUUUGUUGUUCAAAGGAUGUUGUUUACAUUGCAACUUGUCAAUCCUGUUUAUGUUUUUAUGUAGGAAAAACAGAACAGCAAAUGAAACAAAGAAUAUAUGAAAAUUUAUGGGAUAUUAAGAAUGUUAGUAUUACAAAUGCCCUUGCUAAGCAUAUUAAAUUAUAGCCAAACCAUUGUCUUAAAUUCCUUAUAGUGUAACAACUAGUUCUGAAUGUCAGGGGUGGUUCGUGGGGUUUGAAAUUAGAAAGAAGGGAGCUUGCUUGGCAGCUUUGCUUGAAUGCAGGCUCUUUCCCAGGUAUUAAUGGCAUGAUAUCCGUUGUACCUUUAUUGAAACUUAAACAUUAAGAUGGCUAAGUCCAACAAUGCCAAUUAUGAGGUUAAGUUAGCCUCACAGGCUAAAGAUGACCACAAGGCCUUCUAUAGCUAUGUACAAAACCUCAAAGGCAGCACACAUCAGUGUGCCGAACUGGUGGUCAGUGGUGCUACCUUCACUGAGCAGAGCAAAAAUAGCAAAUUUUCUGGCUGCCAAAUUAAGCUCAAACUUCACCUCCACCCAUGAAAUACCUACUAAUAUAUCCCCCCUAACCAUUAACAAGGAGCAGGUCCUGGCGGCAAUCCAUAAGUCUAAAACACAGCCUCAGUGAGCUCUGACAGUCUCAAAACAGUUUUUUAUCAUGAGAAUGGAGGACAGCAGUGGUUAUCCAACUUCAUGAGGGUGGAUCAUCAACCGACCCUGGAAGCCCCAGACCUAUUACUCUGAGUAGUCUAAUAUACAAGACUGUGGAAUGAAUUACCAUGGAAAUGAUCAAUAAAGACAUAGGCAACCUUCAGACAUUGGAUGCAUCCCAGUUUUGACUUUGUCAAGGGAAAGUCAUGUUUACUAAACCUGGUGGACCACUUAGAGAAGAUCACCAAGGCACUGGAUGAUGGGAAAAAGAUAAAUAAUGCCUACCUGUACCUGGGUAUGGUGUUCGAUAUAAUCCCCCCACUCAUUUAUACUUGACAAACUCAAAAAACUGGGCAUAAAUACCUACAUAACUUGCUGGAUUGCUAAUUGGCUCACAGAGAGCAUUCAGGAAGUCAGGAUUGUUGAGACUACCUCCACUAAAAGACCAGCCACCAGCAAAGUAUCUCAGGGCUCCGUGUUGGGACCGCUCUUAUUUAGCAUCUACUUCUCAGAGGUAAAGGCUAAUGUCAAUGGCUGACCAAGUACAGAGAUGACUGCAAAUUGGGGGCUUUCAUCGAUUCAAGGUAUUAAAAAAAAUCAUUCAGUGUCACCCAAUGUAUAAAUAAGUAUGGCAUCUAGGUCCAAGAAAGUAAUAGUGCCACAUUAUUUCAACCCUUAUCAGAUCCAUGCAUUGAGUAUAAUGCCACCUUCCUCAUGUACCUGUCCAGACAUACGCAACAGUUGGAACUUCCCAUAAAGGUUUCCUUACCAGGAGACUUCAGGGUGUAAACACAUUGUCAUAUGCAGAUCACCUUAAAGCCCCAUCUCUUUACUUGGUCUCCUACAGGUUACUGAGAGGUGACCUAUGCCUGGCAUGCACUUUAUCCACAAAUCCAAAAAUGAAAAUGAACAGCAUCAGAACCACUAGAUCCAAGGAUUCAUAUUUAGCUUAUGAGAUAAAUAAGACAUGUUGGUGAGCCAGGUAUGUGUCUCAGAGGAUCCCCAUUCUCUGGAACAGUCUACCUAUCCAAGUAAAUCAGAAUCCAUCCCUAACCCUAUUUAGCAUGACUUUGACCAAUGGAUGGGAAAUUCACCCUAGGUCUGGCCCCCAAUGUCUCUGAUAAACAGAGGCAGAAAGUAAUGCCCAAACUAGCAUAACCCCCAGUCUCACACACACACACACACACACACACACACACACA
Molecule: messenger RNA, 8570 nt
Organism: Protopterus annectens (West African lungfish)
Lineage: Eukaryota; Metazoa; Chordata; Ceratodontiformes; Protopteridae
Product: dedicator of cytokinesis protein 7-like
Exons: 47
Coding region: 1-6123 (2040 amino acids)
Biological process (GO): positive regulation of establishment of T cell polarity; positive regulation of T cell migration; positive regulation of GTPase activity
Cellular component (GO): cell leading edge
Molecular function (GO): guanyl-nucleotide exchange factor activity
Source: RefSeq, a predicted model, not a curated record